This is a messenger RNA of Amoebophrya sp. A25, 667 nucleotides long. The record is from the annotation of a GenBank genome assembly. Lineage: Eukaryota; Dinophyceae; Syndiniales; Amoebophryaceae.
UAACAACAAUUUCGUUGGCGCAGCAGAAAUAAAACAUAUAUUUUAUGGCGUUGUUCAACUUCAAUCAUAUUGAAAGACGACAUAGAGAUAGUUAUUCUUGAACUUGAAAUUGUUUAUGAUAGAGUUACAGAUACUGUUAGAGACGAUUGAGAAUAUGAGCUUGUUCUUGAUGGAGGUAAAAGAUGAGUUCUGCGGUUACUACUUUUAUAUAGCUAAAGACUCUUCCGCUUCCCACACUUCCCACUAUGGAAAAGAGUCAAAUUAGAAGUGAGUUCCUCUGCUAAUGCUAUCGCUGUCCCUGGAGAAGAAACCUUCUUUGUAAGUGAAUUCUCUUUAGUGUUUUUUCUUGGAAAUGCUUUCCUCCAUCAACUGCCGAAGAAAGUAGGCAUUUCACAUCCGAACUGUUCUCAGUUCUCAUCCUCUGCUACUCAGUUCUCAUCCUCUGCUACUUAAUACAGUUGUGCCCGUAUCUUCCUUGACCUCGACCUCGUCUGCGUAUUCCGUUCCUCUGUCCAGAUGAAGUCUUGUAUAAUCAGUAAGAGUGUAACUAAUGUUAUUUCUUGAUCCUGACCACCUCUUCACCGGUUGUAACCAACCUAGUAGUUAUUCUAACCUUAGACAUUGCCAUUGGUCGAGACCUUUGCGUCACGCUGCUGGACUACGAGAA